This is a messenger RNA of Cololabis saira (Pacific saury), 3820 nucleotides long. Its product is annotated as peripheral myelin protein 22-like. The transcript has 5 exons. NCBI's taxonomy places the organism in Eukaryota, Metazoa, Chordata, Actinopteri, Beloniformes, Belonidae. Gene Ontology annotation, cellular component: plasma membrane. Bases 134 to 625 code for a protein of 163 amino acids. The record is from RefSeq and is a predicted model, not a curated record.
GACGGGGGUGAGAAAAAGGAGUUGGUAGUGUGUGUGGAUCAGCAGAGGCUGGGUGGGUCCACAGAGAAGCGUUUCCACACAAACUCCCGUGCACGCCGCGCGUUAAAGGGCUUCCAGUUCUCACAGGGCCACAAUGUUGGUGCUGGCAGGGAUCGUCGUUCUGCACAUUACUACCAUCAUCCUGCUUCUGGUGGCCACCAUCGACAAUGCCUGGUGGAUCACCAAGACUGUGUCAACAGAGCUGUGGGGCACGUGGGAGUUGAAAAGCUCAGACUGGCACUACUUCAGCCUGAGAGGCUACCCGGAGGGCUCAACGCAAGAAGAGUUCCUCCAGACCGUGCAGGCCACUUCAGUGCUGGCCUGUAUCUUCACCAUCCUGGCCCUGUUUGUGUUCGUGGCUCAGCUGUUUACGCUGCCCAAAUGCCAGCGGUUCACCCUGACCGGUAUUUUCCAGCUGAUCGGCUGCUUGUGUAUAAUGAUAGCUGCCUCCAUCUACACAGCUGAGCUGCACACCGACGACGCGUCAGGAGGGUACGGGCACUGCUACGUCCUGGCGUGGGUUUCCUUCGUCCUCAGCUUCAUCUUAGCCAUCACCUACCUCAUCCUGAAGAAGACGAACGAGUGAGACGAAAAAAAACGGGCUGCUCCAUCAGUGGGAAGUGAAAGUGCAGGAUUUAAUCUUUAAACAUCCUAACGCCACCUGCCGCCAUAAAUGUGUGAAAUAUUCAAAUGCUAAGAAGAGCCAUUUUUUUUUUUUUUUUUUGUAAGUUUUAUAUAAAAAGUUCAGGAAUGGGUUUGAAACAGACGUGGAGAUGCAGCGGCAUUAAAACACAAACAUUUAUUUGUGUUUUUCUAGUUACAUUUAGGAUUCAAGACAUACUUCUAGCAACAUCAUUUUGCUAAAAGUUUAACAUCUUGAGAUCAUUUACUUGCCAUUUCGUCUCCCUCGCGUCUGCUCCGACCAGCAGAUUAUUAUUUUAAAGGAACAUUCUGGAGUUAAAACAAACUUUUAGAAGGAAAUGAGCGUUCACUCUCGUUAGGGACCAAAACAAUUUGGUCAGAAGUAGUUUUGAGUUAAAGCGGAUUUUAUUUACAACAAAAUGGCUAAUAAUGUUAGUUUUUAAGGUAAUGGAUCCAAGAAUAAAUAUUGUACCUUUUUAGGCCUCUGACCCUUCAUUCAUUCAUCCAUUAACUUCCACUUGUCCCAGUUUGGGUCGUAGAAGCAGCAUCCUCGUCUCGUCUCGGCUCACCACACGAGACCAGCAGAGAGUUUGUCUCACUGUAUUUGCAUGCAUCAAUCUACCUUCUGAUCGGCCGUUCCUUCCUUCCUUCGCUCGGGAAGAAGACCCUCAAGAUACUUCAAGUAUUCCACUUGAGGCAGCGCCUCAGUUCAGACCUGGGGACGAUGUUUCACCCUUUUCCGCCUGGAACAGUGUGGAUGGAGCCCCUGCAGACGAGCUGAAGUCAUUUUAAAUGUGCACGUGUGCACAAAAAUCAAUCAGAAGGACCGCUUGUGCUUCCCUGUCCGGCCUUGUCCGUAGAAGCUUAUGGAGCUAGAACAGUCUCAUAAUUCGCAAAUGCACACACCGUUUCACAAAUGCACAGGACAAAAUUCACAAAUGCAACACACCGAUCCGCAAAUGUACACACCGUUUCACAAAUGCACAGAACAAGUUUCACAAAUGCAACACACCGAUCCGCAAAUGCACAGGACAAGUUUCACAAAUACACAGAACAAUUCACACGUGCGUACGACAAGAUACACAAAUUUAUUUUUGAUGCACACACAAAUAUAACCUGAUUUAAAAACUUUUUUUUUUGUCUGUGAGCUGCGCUGGAUUUGCGUGUGAUUUUUGAGACUCCCCUGACGUGACUCGAUCCACAAAUACGUUUUUUUUAACACGGAAGGAUCUGCAACCAAUCAGAUGUCUUCCUUUGUUUCAGCCAAUCAUAAGAGUGCACCCCACGUAGGGGACGCAGAGCAGUGGAUAAAACAUGAUUUACUCUAAACCAAUCAGAUUAAAGGGGCGGAUACACCUGCUGUUUGAACUGCGUUCGCUUAGAAAAGUGAUAUUUCGAGUUGGUGGAGUAAAGAUAAAUAAACAAGACAGCAACAUGGGAUGGAGAGGAGACCACUGCUCUGCUUUUCUUGUGAUCUCGGUAAAGAAAACAGCGCGAUCGGAGAUGGUUUGUCAGGCCGUUCAACCAGAGCCGUCAGGAGACUGGAGAGCUCUAGUCCUGCCGAUGCAGGUAAUUGAUGAUGCAUGCACGGUGUGUGCAUUUGCGAAUUAUGAGACUGUUCUAGCUCCAUACAAGCUGACGAUCGAUGUGAAGAGACGCUGAAGGAGACGAGUUCGGGGCCUCUGCUUUCACUAAACUGACUCAGUACUUGUAUAUUUAUGGAAGAAGAGCUCAUGAACACUCCUGCGUUUCCGUCCGCUGACCGGUUCCUGUGACCCGGGUGGGCGACAGGGCAGCGUCCUGUACAAACAGUCGUUUUGCUUUACCGCCUGUACACAUACACACCUAAAAUGACCUUGCCUGUCCCCCGGGAACCCAAACACCUCAAAUACAAGUCGAGUCCAAAGCAGGAAUGUAUUUCGACGUGUCUACCGCCUCCUGUAACAAGAUUACAGUAUUUUCUGGACUAUAAGCCGCUACUUUUUUCAUAGGUUUUGAACCGUGAGGCUUAUACAAAGGUGCGGCUAUUCUGUGGAUUUUUCUUCCACCACUCCGGGGGCUCUAACCGGAAUUAGAAACUAAGACAAAAUAAAUGCAAAGAAGAAUACGCUACUUCUUCUUUAGCAGAUAGAAGCAGAUUUCAAACAGAUAAAUAAAUACCGGUUAUUUUCUCUUGGUUCUGUCCCGUUUUAAUCAGCAAAGUUGCUGCCGUGUUAAAAGACACUGUUAGGAAAGGAUCUAUUUAGGUACAUGUACAUCAUUUACAGUUCAAAAUCCUUCUGUUCAUGUAGUAAAUAUCUAAUCUAACAACAUAAAUAUCUGUGGCUUGCAUAUCUUUUCUUAAUUAUUUUUUUAAAAAUAGAGAAGAUGCGGUUUAUAUGCAGGUGCGGCUUAUAGUCCAGAAAAUACGGUAUUUACUAUUUAGUUGCCAACACGUUCAGUUCUCACUCAAAACAGCUUUGACUCUCAUUGUUUUGGACUCCAACUAAAAGGUUAGGCUUGUUUUAACUCCAGAAUAUUCCUUUAAUCUCAAAGCUGAACUUACAUGUCUCCUUAUUCACUGAAAACGGUCAGAUUUGGAGGUUUGCAGUCAGGAAGAGGAGCGUGAGGAGCUGGGGGUGUUUAUAACCCGUUUCCAGAUGUGUCACGGACCUGACUGGCAGCUGGCUGUGACAUCACAGUCCACUCACGCAGCACUUCAUCCGCGAGCUGCGAGGAAAAGCAUCAGUUCAUUCCCGAACGGUCUCAGUUGGAGGAUUUGAUGGGUUUAAGAAAGUAUAACUGAGAGAAACUGCAGUUAAAAAGUUCCUGAGAUGAACGUCUGGAUGCCACAGGCCGUGAUCAGUGUUUAACAUUUAUCUUUAUUUUACAUCUCAAGUAUACUGUAUGCAUUUCUAUUUUAUCGACAUUUUAACCAUUAUACCCUGUAUCUUUAUGCGUGUUUCGUAACCAUGUAUUACUCUGCGUCGGUGUCUGGCUGCUAUGAGGACAAAUGUACAAGUGAACACUAAGAUGAUCCCGGGACGGGAGAAAAUGCUGUUUCCUUUCACGACGUGACAGAACUUUGCAUUCAAAACCUUUGUUUGUAAUUACGCUGGAACUUAAUGUCAUUUAUUAAUAAAAAUUAAUUAAGACUCAG